Magnolia sinica is the source of this 4349-nucleotide messenger RNA. Its product is annotated as condensin-1 complex subunit CAP-D2. The record is from RefSeq and is a predicted model, not a curated record. Lineage: Eukaryota; Viridiplantae; Streptophyta; Magnoliopsida; Magnoliales; Magnoliaceae. Bases 56 to 4072 code for a protein of 1338 amino acids. Gene Ontology annotation, biological process: meiotic chromosome condensation; mitotic chromosome condensation; mitotic cell cycle. Gene Ontology annotation, cellular component: condensed chromosome, centromeric region; nucleus. Gene Ontology annotation, molecular function: histone binding. The transcript has 17 exons.
UCUCUCUCUCUCUCUCUCUCUACGUUUUCAGAGCUCUCUCUCUCCCUAUCGAUCGAUGGCCCACCCGUUCAUCUUCCCAUCUAACCUCCAAGACCUCGAAUCUGAGGGAUGCGACGACAUCAUCCACCUCUCUGUAGAAUCCCCAAUUUCCAUCUCCUCCUUCUCCCCUUCCCAGCUAGAUGAAUUCAUCAAAGGCGUAGUCUUCGAUCUCUCCGACAAGGACCUAUUCUGCAUCGAGGAGCAAGACAUCUUCGAUCGCAUCUAUUCUCUCGUCAAGGAUUUCUCACAUCUCAGCCCUAAUUUCAAGUUCAAUCUCGUCGAGAGCCUCCGAUCCAACCUCAGUGUUCUCCUCCCCAAUGUCGAUUCACUCUCGCGGGCCACUUCUCCGGCCCAUUCUGAUGGAGAUUUGUUCCUGGACCGGGUUGCGUCCUACCGCAAUGCAUUCAAGAUCUACACGUUCUUUCUGCUCACGAUCGUGAUAUCGGAGGAGCCGAAUCAGCAUGGCAACAACAAUCAGAAGGCAACGUCACAGAUUCGCAAGAAACACUCCUCAAAUUCAUGGAAUUUGGAAUCACAGAGGAGUCGGAUUCUCAAUUUGAUUGCUAAUUCUCUAGAGAUCAACCUCGCGUUGCUUUUCGGAUCAUCGGCUCCGGAUGAGAAUUAUCUAUCAUUUGUUGUCAAACAUGCUUUCUCUAUGUUUGAGAAUCAAGCCUUGUUGAAGGAUGCUGACACGAAAGAUGCUCUAUGUCGCAUAAUUGGCACAUGUGCUACCAAAUACCACUACACAGCACAGACUUGUGCCUCGAUCUUGCACCUAAUCCACAAAUUUGAUUUUGUUUCAACUCAUGUUGCUGACAUUAUGGCGUGGGCGGAGAAGAAGUAUGCAGAUGGCAGCUUGGCAGUCUCUCUCAUCAGAGAGAUUGGUCGGACAAAUCCAAAAGAUUAUGUGAGGGACAAUGUUGGGGCUGAGAAUGUUGGGAGGUUUCUCGUCGAGCUUGCUGAUCGUUUGCCGAAGCUGGUGUCAACAAAUGUUGGGAUCUUGGUGCCUCAUUUUGGUGGAGAGUCCUAUAAGAUAAGGAAUGCACUUCUUGGGGUUUUGGGGAAGUUGGUUUCAAAGGCAUUUAAGGAUGUAGAUGGUGAUUCGAGUGCCAAGUCCAUCCGAUUGCGCAGCAAGCUGGCUAUGCUGGACAUCUUGCUCGAGCGGUGUCGGGAUGUUUCAGCCUAUUCAAGGAGUAAGGUUCUUCAGGUGUGGGCAGAACUAUGUGAAGAACAUGCUGUUUCAAUUGGUUUGUGGAAUGAGGUUGCUUCAGUUGCUUCUGGGAGAUUGGAGGAUAAGAGUGCUUUUGUGAGGAAAUCGGCAUUGAAUCUACUCAUCACGAUGUUGCAGCAUAACCCGUUUGGUCCACAACUUCGCAUUGCAUCAUUUGAAGCGACCUUGGAGAAGUACAAGGAGAAACUGAAAGAGAUGGAGCCUAAUGUACCUUCUGAGAGCGUUUUGGAUGGGAUACCUUCAGACAAUGAGACAUGUGAUGAAGCAGAUGGGAAGGUUUAUCAGGCUGAAGUCAAGCCAGAGCAGCAAGACAGUGUUACUGAUAGUUGUUUGCCUAGUGUGGAAGAUGGGGUCAACAAGGAUUCUUCCAUGCUGGAUUUUGGGAACUUGGAGCAGACCAGGGCCUUGGUUGCAUCACUUGAGACAGGUUUGAGGUUCUCAAAGUGCAUAUCCUCCACAAUGCCGACUCUGGUCCAACUGCUGGCUUCAUCUUCUGCCACCGAUGUUGAGAACACGAUUCUUUUGCUGAUGAGGUGCAGACAGUUCCAAAUUGAUGGUUCUGAGGCCUGUCUUCGGAAAAUGUUGCCGCUUGUAUUUUCCCAGGACAAAUCUAUCUAUGCAGCUGUUGAGGAUGCAUUCAUCACAAUUUAUUUGACAAGAAACCCUACAGAAACUGCUGCAAAUCUAUUGAACCUUGCUAUAGAAUCUAGUAUCGGCGAUCUAGCAGCUCUAGAAUUUAUAGUGGGUUCCUUGGUAUCCAAGGGGGAUAUUUCUACAAGCACGAUAACAGCCUUAUGGGAUUUCUUUAGCUUUAAUGCCAGUGGGGUGACAGCAGAGCAAAGCCGAGGUGCUUUGUCCAUCCUUUGCAUGGCAGCAAAAUCAUCUACAGGCAUUAUUGGUUCCCACUUGCAAGACAUUAUUGAUAUUGGCUUUGGGCGUUGGGCCAAAGAGGAACCUUUGCUUGCAAGAACGGCAUGUGUUGCCCUUCAAAGAUUGUCAGAGGAAGAGAAGGGAAAGCUUAUGUCUAGUGGCAGCAGUAGGGUAUUUGGUAUUCUGCAGAGCUUAAUUACUGGUUUUUGGCUUCCAGAAAAUAUUUGGUAUGCUGCUGCAGAUAAAGCCAUAAGUGCAAUAUAUUCCAUUCAUCCAACACCUGAAGCCUUAGCUGCUGAUGUGGCGAAAAGGUCCCUCAGUUCUGUAUUUGAUUGCAGCGGAGCAAAUGAACUACAGAAUGAUCUGGAUAAUCCAAGUACCAAUUUCCUUUCCACAGUGGAAGUGGCAAAACUCAGUAGAUUUUUAUUUGUUGUAAGUCAUGUGGCACUAAAUCAAUUGGUUUACAUUGAAUCUUGUGUCCGGAAGAUUCAGAAACAGAAAACCAAGAAAGAGAAGUUGAACUCUGACUUGCAAAGUGCAUCUGCUGAAGAACCUGUGAAGGAAAAUGGAAUAAAUGCUGAAUUGGGUCUCGCAGCUUCUGAAGAUGCAAUACUUGAUGCACUCUCUGAAAGAGCAGAGAAAGAAAUUGUAUCAGGCAGUUCUGUUGACAAGAGCUUAAUUGGAUGCUGCGCACCUUUCCUAUCAAAACUAUGUAGAAAUUUUUGUUUGAUGCAAAAGUUUCCAGAACUACAAGCUUCUGGAAUGCUUGCUCUAUGUCGACUAAUGAUUAUCGAUGCAAAUUUUUGUGAAGCAAAUCUUCAACUUCUCUUCACGGUUGUGGAGAGUGCACCAAAUGAAACUGUUCGUUCUAACUGCACGAUAGCACUUGGAGACUUGGCUGUUCGUUAUCCUAACCUCUUAGAACCUUGGACUGAGAAUGUUUAUGCUCGAUUACGCGAUCCUUCAAUUUCUGUUCGGAAAAAUGCUGUUCUUGUGCUUUCUCAUCUCAUAUUGAACGAUAUGAUGAAGGUGAAAGGUUACAUCAAUGAAAUGGCUAUCCGGUUAGAAGACGAGGAUGAGAGAAUUUCAAGUCUCGCUAAGCUCUUCUUUCUUGAGUUGUCAAAGAAAGGAAGCAAUCCUAUUUACAAUUUGCUUCCAGAUAUUCUUGGUAGAUUGUCGAACCAAAAUCUGAAGGAAGAAGCUUUUUGCAACAUUAUGCAGUUCUUAAUAGGUUCCAUCAAGAAGGACAAACAAAUGGAAGCUCUUGUUGAGAAGCUUUGCAAUAGGUUUAGUGGAGUUGCAGAUUGCAAACAAUGGGAAUAUAUUGCUUAUUGUCUUUCUCAACUAUCGUUCACUGAAAAGGGAGUGAAAAAGCUUAUGGAGUCUUUCAAAACCUAUGAGCAUGUCCUUUCUGAGGAUUCUGUCAUGGACCACUUCAGAAACAUUAUCAACAAGGCUAAGAAGUUUGCAAAGCCAGAGCUUAAAUCCAUCAUUGAGGAAUUUGAGGAGAAGCUUAGCAAGUUCCACAUGGAGAGGAAGGAGCAAGAACAGACUGCUAGAAAUGCCCAGGCCCACCAGCAGAAAGUUGGCUGCAUUGAAGGCUACAUGGCUGUUAAGGAGGGCUCUGUGGCAGAAGAUGCAGAUGCAGAUAUUGCUGAAGAAGGAGCUAGUGAUGUAAUACAUCCCUCUAUAGAGGAGAUAAUAGACGAAACUCAGGACGCUGAGCCAGAAGCAAAUGCUGUAGAGUCAGAAGAAAGUUUGUGUGUGUCUAGUAUUGUGACAGAACCAGAAGCGGAUGAGAUGGAGUUCCAAUCGUCAAAGAGUGCUCGUAGAGGUGUCAAGUCCAAAGCCAACAGAAGCAUUGGGAUGGCCAUGAAAGAUCAAAAGGAUGCUACAUCCAUUAGGCGGCAAACUAGGUCGAGCAAAAGAUAGCAGAUGGCACAAUUGCUGGUAUCCUUCCGGUGGGUAGGGAGGAAGCCCAUUCAUGCAUUAUCCCAUGUCAUGAGGCUCUCAGUCAUGGGAGAAUUUUUCUUGCUGAUUAAUGGUUGACGGCAUUAUAGGUAUUUCGAGUAUCUUUGAAGCCAUAGGAAUGAGUUGGGUACAUGAAUGGGAAUGUAAGUUCUGUAAUGUUUAAUGUAAUGAUUUUGGUGUUUGUAUUAUUGAUAAAUGGAAAAAAAAGGUCUGAAUCCCUUUGGAGUGGGUGCUUAAA